GGAGCAACCAAAGAGCGCACAAGUACACACCUUUUCCUAUCCAGCACUGCCAUGACUGACGCCGACGGCACAGAGAAGCCGCCACCAUCAGCCGGAGACGAGAAUGAUCAGCAGAAGAGACUGCCGAAGGUUACUUUAAAUACGCCGCCAACACAGGAAGACAUACCCCAGUUGCUGUCAACGCUCAAGUUGUUUCGGCACCAGUUCUCGCCUCGGGAGCGACAUUGCCUCGGCAAGCACCCUGUGCUAGGGCCGUUGUAUGAGGGGGUUCAGGAGAAAUGCGGCCAGUUCAUUGACAAACCAAGAAGGUUCGCUGUGUGCAGCUCGAGGCAGUUGUGCCCGAAGGAGCAAUCACAGCUCCUCGCUUGCAUUCGCACCACUCGUGACGCUAGCAUGUGCCACGAGUUCCGAGACGAGGUGGAACGGUGCGGGAUGAAGAUGUCCCAGCGCCUGCUCCGAGCAGCGCUAUCGGACGAUUGGUUCUAGCUUGCGAGGGAAGGGGACGAGGAAAGAAGAUCGCACUCACCCCUUGUUUUCGCCAUUUGCCGCUGCGGUUAUAUAUAAGGACGCCACGCCGAGAAUACUUUCGGAAGGGACGUUGUAUUCCGUGUUUGGAAACAUUUGAGUAUGUACCACAUAUUGUAGUAGUAGUCGUAGAUACAUGGUGGACUCGAGCCUUGUUACAGCCCGAACAACGAUGGUGAUAGUGAUGUUGUUCUUGUUUGUUGUUCCCGUUCAAUUACUUAUGUUUGGAUGUCAGCUUUGUUUAUACCCUGUGUAUACCUUUCGGAACUGGGUCGGACGCACCGCUCGAGGCCGCACGGGCUGGGCUGGCCGUGAUGUAUAUAUAGUGCGGGCCAGCUCGGAAGAAGCACCUAUCUAUUCUAUUUCGCAAGGCUCAAAAGCCUUUAGUAUCGAGACUAGAUUGCGCACACGAGUUCAACUACUUCUAUCAUACCUGGUACUCGAUUUCUUAGAUUUAUUUGGUGUGGAGCUGGUGCCCGUUGUUUGUCGUGUU
This is a messenger RNA of Ectocarpus sp. CCAP 1310/34, 1018 nucleotides long. The record is from the annotation of a GenBank genome assembly. NCBI's taxonomy places the organism in Eukaryota, Phaeophyceae, Ectocarpales, Ectocarpaceae.